Bradysia coprophila is the source of this 18298-nucleotide messenger RNA. It is a transcript of the gene Obsc, whose product is annotated as Obscurin. The record is from RefSeq and is a predicted model, not a curated record. NCBI's taxonomy places the organism in Eukaryota, Metazoa, Arthropoda, Insecta, Diptera, Sciaridae. Gene Ontology annotation, biological process: protein phosphorylation. Gene Ontology annotation, molecular function: guanyl-nucleotide exchange factor activity; protein binding; protein kinase activity.
CAAAAAGUAAUAAUCUUAACUGAACAUUCCGGAUAGAUUUCGAAAUCUUAAUAGUCACAUUAAAUUUACCAUAAAGUGCAUUCAAUGAAACAUCACCAUGUGCACGUGAAUUUGAAAAUUUUUAUUUUUAGCCUCUGGAGAAUAUAUAAACCGAACGUUAGCUAAUUUAUGGUGGGCAUAGAAGUGUAUUGUGUAAAAUAUACACAGCGUGUUUGAGUAAUUGGAGUAUUUAACAAAAUUUCCUUAUUAUCGACCCCAUUAAAAGUGAAAUUUUCAAUGAACCACAUAAGAAAUGGUCGCAAUAAUCCGUUACGUAAAUAGAAAUGUGAAACUGAAAGUGCAUCCGAUCAAUAAGCAACGUUUUGAAACUAUAACCGUCAACAUUACAUAGCUCGCAUAUAGCACAUAAUUAAUCGGAUUCGGUGAACAACACGGAUAUUUUGAUUCGAUAUUUAUAAACUCAAUCGAUCACCGAUUUCUCGUCACUUUCACGCUACACAAUACGUUUGGAAUUGAGUGAAAGUUUUCGUUUUUUGUUUCUUCUUCUUUGCUUCACAUUGUUUAAAAUAGCCUGCCAGCGAAAAUAGUACAUUUAUAAACAAAUAUGUCAUUCUGUCGAAUUACUGGCAAAUCUCGCGGUUUGCCAAAACCGAACUAUUUUCCGCUGCUUGCACCAAUAUCGCCAGCUGAUGCAAAACGAUUCUGUCGGAUUACUGGUAAGGCGUACGGCCUGCCAUCGCAUCAUUACAUACCGGUUAUAUUGACAACAUUUUCGAAUAAAACGAAAUGUAAAAUUACUCACUCGAAGGAAAAUGGACAGCCGCAUCACUAUCCAGAUGCAAAUUAUGGCAAACGGAAACAUGUGGUGUUGGCUGAUUAUCGCUACGUUUUUCCAAUAUUCGACGAGAGAGACGAACUGCAAAAAGGCCUGAUCGAUUUGCUGAACUCCAAGGAAACGACAAACAACGAAGACUUUGUCUAUCAAGUCGGCGAAAGGAAGUGUAAUCUAGUGUUUCCAGCUAAAUUAGAAGCGGCUGUUCGUGAUGGUGAUGUUCGGGACGUGAUGUUAGCUAAAAAUUCGGAUACAGUUUUGCUAAAAAUGCGUCAAGGCAAAAAUGUCUCGGUUGACUUGCACGAAUAUGACAAGGACAAUGGACAUUUGUACCAAGGUGAAGGUCCAACGUAUGAAGUAUUUCUGCAGCGCGAAAAAGAAGAGAGAGCCAUGCGAAAGAAGAAAAAGCGUAAGGAAAAUCUGUCUCAAAUCACAAAGAUUUUCGAAAGCAAAGAACGUAUUCAAGACGAAGAAGUUUUCCAAGAAUUCGCAAUAAAAGAAGCGAAACGACAGAAGAUGGAGGCCCGAGAAGCGAGCAAGAAAAUGAAUGUAGAAUUUUCAGAAGAGAAACUCGAUGCUAUGAGAUCAAAUUGCAGUGUCUACCUUAAUAGUGGUGAUUGGAGAGAUUUGGUAAAACCUGUAAUUGAGUCAUGGGACUGGGAUACGUACGAGAAAGAAGCGACUGAAUUCGAGGCAAAAAGUGUCCUGACGACAAUUUUACCCACACCACAGAAAAUCGAAGCUCAAAUAAUUGAGGCAAAGGAAAUAGAGGUCGCUAAAGAAACUUUAGAUGGAACAACCGGAUUUGAUUGUGUCCCUUGCAUCGGGCCUCUUACACCGUUCGAUCAGCCGGUUGACGUAAUUGAAAAUGUUAAGCAUUUAACGCCGUUACAGCUUAAGGAAUUGCAAGAUAUUUCCGCAACUAUUUCAAAAGAUCAUGAACUUCUAGAAGCGCUGCCAACACAACAUGAAUUAUCGGAUGUGAUCGGAAAAAUUUCUGAAGGAAAGCCAUCUAUUCUGAAUAAAGUACCCGGACUCACAUUGGACAUCAACAAAGCGAAAAAAGUUUUUCUAACCGGCCAGGUUGUUGCUACACCUACUGGAGACGUUUUCAUUCCUGGUCAAGCAGUAGCUACACCAUCUGGCAUGAAAUAUGUUCCUGGAUUAACAGUUCACACACCAAGUGGACCGUCGUUCAUACCAGGCGUCGUUGUAGAAACACCAAAUUCAAAUUCACCAAAUUUUGUUGCGGGCCAGAUCGUAAACGACGAAUUCAUUUGCGGCCAGACACUUAGCACUCCACAUGAGACCAAAUUCGUUGAAGGUCAAACGGUUUGCACACCAGACGGUUUCAAAUUUGUUCCGGGAGUUGUGAAUCAAGAAAAUGUUUUCGUUCCGGGUCAAAAUAUCCAAACGCCAGAAGGAUUGAAGUUCGUUCCUGGCCAAACAAUGACAGUGGAUGAAGAAGAACAAUUUAUUGCUGGACAAAAUGUAUUCAACGACAAUUGUGGCUGGACUUUCACACCGGGUCAAAUUUUGGAUGAAAAGUUUGUGGCGGGAAAAUCAAUCAUCACUGCGGAAGGAUCGAAAUUUGUUCAAGGUCAAUUCGUUAACGAAGUCUUUGUGCCUGGUAUGACGGUAGAGUCAAGAAAUGGUGCCAAAUUUGUGCCUGGCAUGAAUGUAGAAACGAAGCAGGGAACGAAGUUUGUCGAAGGACAAAUGGUCAAAUCACCACACGGCGAAAUAUUUAUGCCUGGAAAGUCCAUUCUGAACAAAGAUGGAAUAAUUGAGUUUGCAGUGGCUCAAACGGUCAACGAUAUUAGUUUCAACAAACCGAUUAAGAGUGGCUUUGUCAUAGACUCGAACCACAUGGAGAUAACCAAACCCAGUUUGUCCGUGUUCGGUCAUAUGGUCCAAACCAGCAGUGGUAUUGAAUUUUACCCAGACAAAAUAGAUGUUGACCAUCUACCAGCGGGAAAAAUUGUUCCUGGAAAGCUGAUCAAACAGAACGGUGACUCAAAGUUUGUACCGGGAAUAAUGGAAAACGGUGGUUUCAUACCUGGUCAAGUCGUUUGGACGGAGAAAGGAGAACAAUUUAUACCUGGACAGGUUAUUGAAACGAAAGAAGGAUUGAAAUUUGUUCCCGGACAAGUGAUUGAAACGAAAUCAGGAAGUAAGUUUGUGCCUGGGCAAUCUGUACAAACGGCUGACGGUGUGCGCUUCGUGCCUGGCCAAAUCCUACAUACAAAAGCGGGUCCUACAUUUAUUCCAGGACAAGUUAUUUAUACAGAGGAAGAAGGAGAACGUUUCGUACCUGGUCAAGUUGUCGAUACUGACGACGGGCCACGAUUCGUGCCAGGUAGAGUUGUGGAAAACGGUGAUAAAGUUACAUUUAUUCCUGGACAAAUGGUUCAAACAGAUGAAGGACCUCGAUAUGUAGCACCAGAUCUCAGUGACAUAGAAGGUGAACAACAGUUUUCUGUCCAAAGCUUCCUAGUAACACCGGAAGAAUUAACACUGUUGAAACCUUCGCAUACUUGGACAAAAUCGGCUGAGUCGAAAGGUGAACUAAGCAUCGACUCGAAAAUGCUGAGACAACUUUCGGAAGCAGGUAUGACUAUUGGGCGACAGAUUGAAGCAUCCGCUGUUGAUAUUGUCCUUCAGAGCACUUUAGAUAAAGAAACCGUACGAAAACUUGCCGAGAAAUUAAAUAUUUCCUCGAAUGAAUCAGGUGCAUUAGAGAAAUUGUUCGAAAUUAUAAAGAAUGUUGCAGCCGUCACAACAGAAAAGUCUCGAAACAGUACCCUGUCAGGUGGAAUGGUAAAUGGCCAUGCUAAAUAUAACUCAGAAAAUUGUUUUAACAACAAUAAUUAUAAAGAAGAGACAAUGCAUCUUGCUGAUGUGGUGGCAUCAACGAUCUUGGCUGUCAUAACAUCAAAUGAAUUAUGGUCUAAAAAUAAAGCCAAACCGAACAAUUCAUCACUUUAUGAAUUAAUUAGUCAAGAGCUUGAAAGUAAACUAGGACACUGUACGAAUAUGUUGCACGUAGAUGCAAUGUCUGAGUCAAUGAUUCGCUUGACCGAGAAAAAGGUUAACGAUGUGAUGAAGGAAAUGAAUUUAAUUAACAAAAUUGAAACGCUUAAAUCGUUGCUAUCCAGUGACAAAGUGGAUGAAGUAGCGAUCAUUGAAAAUGUUACACAAGCAUUGGAAUCCGAUCCGGAUAUGGUUCAAUCACUAAGGAUUUUAGCUCAAAGAAAUCCACAAAUAAUUUCGAAUAUUCGAAAGCAUUUGCACAUAGCUCACUGUGAGACGAGUAUGGAGGAAUCUGAACUAGUCAAAGCUGUUGAACGGGCAGUUAUAGAUGCUGUGAGAGAAUCAGGUGACAAUAUAAUAUUCGACUUAUUUGCUAAUGACCAGCAAGAUGCUCUUCUGAAUAAGACAUUAGCGUUGUCGAAGGCACUUGGUAAGACUGACAUAACAAUAAUUUUGACUGAUGCUCUGAAAGACCCAAAGAAAGGAAAAUUUGUUCUGGAGAAUGCAAGUUCGAUGGAAUUGAUGCAGAGAGUUCUGAUUAUGGAACAAUUAGCGAAUCAAAAUCCCGACCUAAAAUCGUCAUUCGAUGAACUGAUAAAAGAUCCAUGGUCGGCCAGAACCAAUUCUCAAGUACGGGAACUGAUGCGAAAAAGUGCAGUAGUCACAAUCGUCCCCAUCGACAAACCAGAGCUAACCAGCUCUAAUCAAUUUCCCACCGCCUAUUUACAUUCAGACAAUCAACUUGCCGUCGAAGACUACCUGCUCCGGCAAACAAAAUCUCGCGGUGCGUUCCUCAUUGUCAAAGAUGGCAUACAAGCUGUGGUACCGCGCGAAUCGAGCCGUGACGUGUUAACCGGAAAGUGUUCCUACACCGUACUCGACGAGAAUGGCAUACGCCACUUCGAACCGUUACAUGUGUUCUCGGCACUAAAAUUAAAUACACCUUCAACGGCCCAUCGGUUUUCUAUUUAUUCAUGUGAUGUGGCAAAUAGUGAUGAUUUGGAAAUAGAAAGUAUGUUGACAUCGACAUGUAGUACAUUGAGUACUGACAUUCGGUUAACAUCAACGGCAAACAAUGUUGUAGUGAAGAAAAACGUUGAGAAUAAUACAGACAACACGGAUAUGUAUAAGAAAAGGCGAAUGAUCGAACAGUACGUUAAGCAACACAAGGUCAACGACAUACUGGUCGUCAAUCAAAAUUAUACAUCCGAUGGACCCAAUCAAUUUUCGCUGCGACGUGGUGACCUUGUAGAAGUUUUAGAAUCACCAACAGCCACAACAAACGGAGAACAACAAACGGGCCAACCAAAGUAUGAAAAUGACUUUGAUGCUUUGACCACAAAUUUACUCGACAACAGUGCUGCUAAGCAUAAAAUUUCAGUAAGACCGAAAAAAAAUCACUCGUCCUCUAAUCUUCAUAAAAAUAUUAGUCCGCAAUCACAGUCCGAGUUAAAUACAAACGAAAAAUGGCUAGUUCGGUUAUUCGACGGCAGUGACAACCAUAAGGAAGGCUGGGUCCCAUUAUCGAUACUCGAUGUUCAAAAAUCAGAUUCAGCUAUUUACGGGGACAAGGGUGAUGAUUCUGCUUACAGACGAGAGGCCGUAGUGCGUGAACUGAUUGAAACCGAAGAGGAAUUUGGUCGUGACUUACUAUUGGUGGUCGAGCAUUACUUGAAAAUUCUCGACAAUCCAAAGACACCAAAAAAAGUGUCCGAUAACAAGGACAUCAUUUUUGGAAAUUUCAAACAGAUCGCUGAAUUUCACAACACCGUUUUGAUCGAAGGUGUGAAAUACUAUGCCGAAAAACCGAACAUGAUUGGCAAAACCUUUCUACGUUUGGAGCGAGAUUUUGACAAACAUGUUAGCUACUGCCGAGACGAACCGAAUGCUCAAGACUUUUUGGCUAACAACGACGAAGUUCGAGACUUUUUCGAGGAGUUAUCACAAAAACUUGGUGACGACAAAAGUUUAUCCGAACAUCUGCAACUACCAAUACAACGAAUCAACGACUACCAGCUUCUCCUCAAGGAACUGGUAAAGUAUUCUCUUCGUUUAGGAGAAAACGUAGCUGAUUUACAAAAGGCUUUAGAGUUGAUGCUCAGUGUCCCUCACAGGGCAAUCGAUAAUAAGUUUCUUGCUAGCAUCGAAGGAUAUCGUGGUAAUAUCCAUAAAUUGGGCCGACUUCUAACCCACGAGUGGUGGACAGUAACAGACAAAGAAGGAAAAUCGAAAGAGAGAUACAUUUUCCUAUUCAAAUCACGUUUGCUGGUGUGCAAGGUUCGCCGAAUCUCCGACGAUAGAUCAGUUUUCGUUCUCAAAGAUAUCAUAAAGUUACCCGAAAGUGAUAUUCACGAUCAAGUAAACAGCAACAGCUUUGACAUAAAUAUCAAGGGAUCACAAACGCAACUGAAAUUGACUGCACAUCAAGAAGAAAUCAAGCAACUGUGGUUGAACGAAAUAUCACAGUACGUUAACGAUCCAUUGACACUUCACGAGCACGCUAUCGAUGAUCUUCGCAUAGAUCCAACACAAGUUAAGUCUGACGUAGAAGGAGAAGUUUUUAAGCUUCCACAACGCAUUGCAGCUUACGAAUCAGACGGUACAAAGCCAUCAGAAGUUGCUAAAGAUCACUAUCUUCCGCAUAUUGAAAAGAAACUCGCACAAGCUGAAGAGAAAUCGGCAAAGCCUGAGGAUAAACCCGUUAAGGUUGUCGAAAAAUCUGUAAAAGCUGAAGAGAAGUCUGUGAAGGCUGAAGAGAAGUCUGUGAAGGCUGACGAGAAGUCUGUGACGGUUGCAGAGAAAUCUGUAAAGGCUGAAGAGAAAUCUGUAAAGGCUGAAGAGAAGUCUAUUAAAACUGAACAAAGAUCUAUUCAAUCAACUGACCAAGCAUCUGUAAAAGUAGAAAGUGUAUCCCAAUCAUCGAAAGUUAGUUCAUUCAAGGAGACUACUGUCGUUCAAUCUAGUGGACACACGGCUGUUUCAGUCGAAACUUCUGCUCAGAAAAAGUCCGCUGUAGCUGCUGUUGAAUCAGUAGCCGAUACCAAGACAUCUGAAGUUCUACAUGCUCAACAUACUGAACAAUCAAAGUCAAUAUCAGUUAAGGAAGAAACCGCAUCUAAAAAGACAGAAUCAAAACAAGUAGACAAAGCAGUUGUCGCACAAAAAGAUAAGGUCGAUUCGAACUCGGCAGGUAUCGCACUAAAUUCAAAACUUGAAAGUAAUCCGAAAGCAGAAGUCAAAGGUGCACCGAAACCGCAAUACGAAUUUGUCGAAGCUCCUUCGGAGGAAGAAUGUUCUGAGCGUCCUGAUCGACGCAGUGAACGUGGUAUAUCAGAACAAGCACAAGACAUGUCGGAAUAUUCAUCUCGUUAUUCAUCGCGGUCGUCAAGACGUGAGAAGAAGGUCGAAGUAAGCAGCAGAAAUUACGGUGAAGAUAAUAACUAUGAAAGCAGCUACGGUAGUUCGCGGAAAAGUCGGUAUUCCUCGUCUCGAAAUGAGGAAAAUUUGACCGCGUCGAAUGGAGCAUCCGAAUCUGCAAGUGCUUUCACCAUUUCAACAGGUGUCGUUGCCUUUGGUAAACCCGUUUUUAAGAAAACCGCCAAGGGUGUGAAUAUUGAACCUGGCCAAAAUGCUUCGUUCGAAGUUCAAUUCGAAGAAAAAGCAUCAAGUCUCACGUGGUUGAAGGACAACAAACCAUUAGACGAUCGUCUAGCUGAUCGUUUCUCAACUGAAGAACUGGACGGCAACUACUAUCAACUGAACAUUAAACAUUGCUGUGAAAGCGAUUCUGGAUUGUAUACAGCUAAGGCAGCUAAUGGUUCAGAUACAUCUACAUGCUCAGCUCAACUUAUUGUUGCUGAAAAGACGGCUGAAGAACGUAAAGCUAUUGCCGAACAAAAUACUCCUCACUUUAUCGUUCGACUCAAAGAUACAGAGGUUAUGGAAAAUACUUUCCUCCGGUUCAUGGUUAAGAUUCAAGGAGAACCGCGUCCCAAAGUUGUAUUUACGAAAGACAGCAUUGAAAUCCAAACAGGAGACGCUCACUUCCAAGUUAAUAGCGAAAAAGAUUACCUCGGCUAUUACGAGUUGAUUAUUCCGGAAGUGAAGAAAUCUGAUGCAGGCCAUUACUCUUGUACUGCCAAGAAUAAGUAUGGCAUCGACAAGUGUGAUGGUGUUGUCACUGUAGUUGAAGACAAGCUCAUUUUCGGCGAUAAGAGUGGAAAGAUUCUGCCAGCUGGUGAACAGCCAGAAUUCACAUGGAAACGAAAUGGCGUUGAAUUCGACCCUGAGGAACGCUUCAAAGUGUUGUUGGGCGAUGACGAAGACUCAUUGGCUUUGGUCUUUCAGCAUGUCAAACCGGAAGACGCUGGAAUAUACACAUGCGUCGCACAGACAUGCACAGGUAAUAUAUCGUGCAGCGCUGAGUUGACUGUUCAGGGAGCGGUUCAAACUUUGCUUAGAGAGCCGGAGAAGCCAUCGUUGAUCAUCGAACAUAAGGAAGCUUCGGCUGGCAUUGGUGGAACUGCAAUGUUGGAAUUGCAAUACAAAGGUUAUCCGAAGCCAGAAGUAGUUUGGAAACACGAAGGUGAAACAAUCGAAGCUGGUGGUCGAUACAAAUUCUUGCAUGAGGAUGCCGAAACAAUGUCAUUGGUAAUCAAAGGCGUUACUCCAGAAGAUGCUGGUAUUUAUUCGAUUACCGCCAGCAACGAUCUGGGCGAGGAAGCUUCAGUUAUCAAUCUGAUAGUAAAGAGUCCGCCAAUCAUUAAAAAGGUUAAAGACUAUAAGUCGUUGGUUGGUGAAAAAUUGUACAUGGAAAUUGAAGUUACCGGAAAUCCUGCGCCUGCAGUCAAAGUCCUUAAUAACGGCAAAGAAAUUGUCACCAACGAACGUAUCAAAAUUGUUAAAAGUGAAGAGGUCAGCUCGAAAAUCACUCACACAAUUCAGAUUUCUAGUUCUGAAUUGACGGAUGCUGGAUCAUACUCCGUUAUAGCCAGCAACGAGAUGAGCCAAACAUCUGAAUUUUGGAAUGUAACCGUUAAUUCUGGUCCCAAGAUCAUUAAGAAAUUGGAAAAGGAAUAUGUUCACGGCGAGAAAGAAGACAUUAUUAUGUCAGUUCGCGUGGACUCAUAUCCACUGCCAAAGGUUAAAUGGUUCAAAGAUGGUAAGGAGCUAAGCGACAAAGACUCCAGAAUUCGAAUGAAUGUGGAUGGUAAUGCGUUCAUUUUAACGAUUUCCGGUGCUACACGUACCGAUGCCGGUAGCUACAGCGUUGAAUUUGAAAAUGAGCAUGGCAAAACCAAAGACGAAACAACGGUUCAUGUGAAAUGCUCUCCCGACUUCAGAAAUAAAUUGAAGAACAUUACGGUCAAUGAAGGUGAUACGAAUACGGAACUAGCUUUGACUAUUCAAGGUUAUCCAAGAGCUUCCAUCCAAUGGUUCCUCAACGGUGUUGAAAUCACCGAGAAACGAAAUGAAUUCAAGAAAACUGACGAUGGACAGACGUAUAAGUUGAUUAUUAACACUGCCACAACUGAAUUGGACGGUAAAUACAGUUGUAUCAUCAAAAACGAUUAUGGUAAAAUCGAGGAUGAGUGCAAAGUCACAGUCAAUUGUGCACCAAAGAUCAAAACAAUACUCAAGGACACAGAGGUUACAGAGGGUGAAACAUUGGUGUUGGAAGUUGAGAUCUAUGCUGUUCCUGAGCCGAAAAUCGUCUGGUACAAGGACGGUCAAGAGGUUCAGACAAAUGCUCGCAUUAAAAUAACCAGAGAUUGUGCUCGGUCAGAAACCUACAAUUUAACAUUGAAUCUUAUCAAACGAGAUGAAGCUGGUGACUACGAAGUGAAAGCAUCCAACACUAUGGGAACUGCCAGUACCAAGUCACAUGUUACCGUAAUAACCAAAGAUUCACUAACAAAAUUGACGAAAGAAGAGAUUAGUGUUGAUGCAGAUCAAUUAAAGGCUAAAACAGCUGAUGAAACUGAUCAAACACAAAAGCUUCAAACAGGAGUCGCAGACGGGCAUGAAGGAACUAGCCCUUUGGAUAAACAUGUUAUCAGUCAGUGUACGAAAAUUGGAGAAAAUGGCGAAACAAUUAUGAUAUCAGUUAGCACUGAGGAGAGUCACGAGGCCACCAUUACAGGUCCUGAUGAAUCCCAUACCAUUCAUAAAAUUCGUGCUACCACAGUCAUAUUUGAGGAAGAUAGUUCAUUUGACGAACCAGUUAUUGCGAACAUAGUCUUACCGAAUCGACCACAUGCAACCACAUUACAAGUAGAAGAGGUCGGCAGCUAUAAAUUCGAAACGAACGAACAAUCCGUUUCCUAUCAAGUUGUUGACGGUAGUGGCGAUGGGCGUCUCAUGCAGGGAAUUAUCGACGAAAUAGAUUCUGAUACCGACCAUAGCCAUACGCAAAAAAGAGGCGCUGCAAGAAAUAUAUCGAUCGUGUCGGCGUCUGAAGAUGAUUGUAGUGUUGGAUAUGCGAGAGACGUUUCUGUCGACGAAUUUCAAAAGGAUAUUCAAUUUGAGGAUGGCUAUGCGAAUGUGAAAAUUAAAAGAACCGUCGUAGAAGAAGAGGAAAUGUAUGUGGGUGAGAUUGAUGAGCCUAACGAUGCGAAUAGAAAGAGCAAAUUGUAUGAAGUUAAGGAGAGCGUUGAUGACGAAGUCGAGGAUCCUCAACCAAUGAAAGUGAAAGUAUCAGAUAUUUCGAAUGGACAAGGCAAACCUAAUGCAAAAGCCGUGCUAUGUGAUGUAGAAGAGAAGGAGGAACAUUCCAGCCUAAGUGCAGAAGAAGCGAAGCAGUUACGAAUUAAAGAAAUUAGAGCCAAGGCUCGUAAAGCCUCCAUUGUAAGUAAGGAAGAUAUGACGACAAACAGUGUAGAUGAAAAUCGCAAAACGGCUGAAGUCACCGACCAGCCAAAGUCGCAAGCGAAAAAUGCCAACUUAUUGAAUCAUGAACAUGCCGACGAAUGCGACUCGAUCGAUGGUGGAAAUACGCCAAAACGCGGACAAACUAAAAAUUUGGAGGAACAGAAUAGCCCACAGAAAGGGAAAGAACGACAAAUUUGCGAAGUAGAAUUAGACGAUGACUUCGAAAAUUUGAUGAAACGAGCUCAACGACAGAGGAACAUACUAAACGAUAUUUUAGAUAAGGAACAUGGUAUUGCCUCUGAAGAAGAGAUGUUGCAUACAUCGAAUGUAAUCGAAAAUGUUGACGAAACCGAUAGUCAUCCAGCAUUACCGGAAAUUUCAACCGGUGACAUUAAGGACAAACAUCAAUACGAAUCCUGUCCCAUAUCAUUUGAAGUGGUUGCUCAAGGCAUACCAAAACCGGAAGCUCAGUGGUUGCACAAUGGACAACCAAUGAAAGCGGAUAGUCGAGUGAAAAUUGUCGAGGAUGGCAACAAAUAUAAAUUGGACAUAACGGAAGUAAAGCUUGGAGAUGAGGGUGAAUACAAGGUCAUCAUCAAGAAUAAACUCGGUGAAAAGGCUCAACAGGCUGUUCUGAGUGUUUCACCUGUAGCUGAAUACCGCAAGCCAAUAAUAAAGAAACCAUUGCACGAUGCUCAAUCACCGAAGGGUGAUAAAUUUGCGCUUGAACUAGUGCUUACUGCUGAUCCAUUGCCAGAGAUCACCUGGUAUAAGGACAACAAGGAAUUAGUCGAGGACGGUGGUGUACAAAUUAAGAAGGAGGUCAAAGAGCUCGAACACGGCCUCAAAGAAAUCAAAUACUUUUUGUAUUUCCCUGCCGGACGUCACUGUGACACUGGUAACUAUCAAUUCAAGGCGAAAAAUAAAUACGGAUCGGCUGAAUCGAGUGCCAGACUGGAUAUAUUGCUCAAGCCCGAGAUUGAAAAUUUCAAAGAUCAAACGUCUGUUCCGAAUCAAACGGUUGUCUUUGAAGCUACUGUUCAUGCCAAUCCGAAACCAAAAGUUACCUGGACGAAGAGUGGUAAAAAUGUGUGCAACAACGAUAACUGUGAAGUUAUUGCUGAUGUGGACAAGGAACUGUAUACUUUGAUUGUUACUAACGUUGGUCUUGAAGACGAUGGUGUGUACACUUUAACGGCAUCAAACAGUGUUGGAGAAACUGUUGCCACCGCGAAACUAUCCUGUCAUACUGAGAAGCCGCACUUCCUAAAAGCCCCACAAGAUUUGGUUAUACACGAUUACGCUGAGUUCGAGACAAAAGUUCGAGCUGAAGGCAUACCAAAGCCAACGUUGCACUGGAUUAAAAAUGGAAAGCAAGUUAAAAUUGACGAACCUGGAUUUAAUGUCAGUUUUGGUAGUGCUUCUGACACACAAGUCACUAGUGACUUUAGCAUCGAACAUUUCAGUCCGAAGGAUGCUGGAGAAUACGCUGCUGUUGCUACGAAUAUCGUUGGAGCGACUGAAGCUAAAUUCAAACUCUCGUUGCUUCAAUCAUCUCCUACCUUUAUCAAAAAAUUGGAUAAAGCAGCUGAGGUUGGACAGAACGAGAAGCUUGAACUGAAAUGCAUGGUUGAUGGAAGUCCCUUACCAACCGCAAAAUGGUUCAAGGACGGUAAAGAAAUUAAGCCUUCGGAUCAUAUUCAAAUGAACCAAACUCCAGAUGGACUCAUCAAAUUAGAAAUUGAACAUGCCAAGCCAGCUGACUGUGGCGCAUAUAAGUUGGUAAUAUCGAAUCCGAAUGGUGAUGUAUCCGCUCUAUGCGCAGUGGCUGUGAAACCGGAACCAAUGAAGCCUGCCUUUGUUAAGCCAAUCAAAGACCUUAAAGUGGUUAUCGGUCAGCCAAUGCUUCUGGAAGCACAAAUCGUUGGAUUCCCAUCUCCUGAAAUUAAAUGGUUCAAAGACGGCGUAGCGCUACGACCAUCGAAAGCUUUCAAUUUUAUUAAUCAACCUGAAGGUUUGAUUGGUUUGAGCAUCGACGCAUGCCGAGCAGAAGAUGCUGGAACAUAUUCGGUUGCAAUCGUCAAUAGAUUGGGAGAACUUUCUGGUACAGCUAAAGUGGAAGUAGAACCAAAAGAGAAGAAACCGGCUUUCGUUGCCGAUUUGCAAAAUACUCAGGUUGUUGAAGGUUUCCCGGUUAAAAUGGAAGUUAAGCUCAUUGGACACCCACCGCCAAAACUUAAGUGGCUCCACAACGGAGAAGAAAUUAAACCAGAUGGACAACAUGCCAGAAUCACACAAAAUCCUGAUGGCACAGCAUGUCUGAUCAUCGACAAGGCGGCACCGUCUGACUGCGGAGAGUAUCAAGUUAUUGCAACGAAUGAAACGGGUGGUGUAUCCUCAAACGCAAAAUUAUCGGUUGCACCUCGAACCAACGACAGUGCCCCGGAGGAGGCGCCAAAGUUUUCGAGUGCCUUGCGCGACGCAAAUGCUGAUGAAGGCAAAGAAUUGGUGAUAUCCGCACCAUUCAUGAGCAAUCCAGUUCCAGAAAUUUACUGGACAAAGGACGGUGAACCAAUCGUUCCAAGUGAUCGUGUUAUGAUGACUUGUGACGGUAAGAAAGUUGGAUUGGUCAUCUGCCCAGCUGAGGUCACCGACUCUGGCGCCUAUGCAUGCCUUUUGGCAAAUCCACUCGGCGAAGACACGUCCAAAUGCAAUGCAAACGUUCGAAAGGUUUACCAGAAACCACAUUUCUCGUUGAAAUUGUCGGACAUACCAGCGAUUAGGGGUCUUGACGCUAAGCUUCCGGUUCGUGUAAGCGGUGUUCCGUUCCCGGAGAUUUCUUGGUUCCACAACAACAAUCCAAUUAAGAAUGACCAAAAGUAUAGCAUUCGUCACGACGGCGAUAACAGCAUUUUGCACAUCAAAAACUGUGCUCCCGAAGAUGCUGGAGCUUAUAAAUGCGUUGCUCGCAACAAGGAAGGCGAAGACACUACAAUGGGACACGUUGACAUUGUCGACAAAAUUGAUAGGAAUCCCAAAGCCGAGGCACCAUCCUUCCUCAAAAAGAUUGGCGACACAGAAGUCUACGAAGGAAUGAAAGCCAAAUUCACCGCUUGUGCAACUGGGUUCCCCGAACCAGAGGUUGAAUGGUUCAAGGAUGGAAACAGACUGUAUCCCAACGACCGUGUUCGCAUUGAUAUUGAACCAAAUGGACUGCUUCGUCUAACAAUUAGCGAUAUAACACCUGAUGAUGUCGGCAAAUACUCGUGCAGAAUCUUCAAUCAGCAUGGUGAUGACACCUGCUACGCUGACCUUGUUUACGACACUUUCGAACCAAGGAAGAAUAAGCCUCUUGGAGACCAAUACAGCGAAUACGAUAAACAUAAGAAGACUGGUGCUCCUACUCCACUGUCAGAUCGUCCAAUAAUUUGUCGCAUGACAGAUAAACGAUUGACUCUAUCAUGGAAACCGUCAGUUCCAGUCGGACCACGAUUCCCGGUUACUUAUCAGGUUGAAAUGCUUGAUCUGCCAGAAGGUGAUUGGGUCACUGUUCGCACCGGACUUAGGAGUUGUGCUUGCGAUAUCCGCAAUUUGGAACCAUUCAAGGACUACCGUUUCAGAGUAAGAGUGGAAAACAAAUACGGCGUAAGCGAUCCGAGUCCAUACGUUCAGACAUAUCGUCAAAAAUUAGAACCAACUCUACCGACGGUCUAUCCUUAUUUGGACUCUAGCAUUGACUUUAGACCGGAAACAUCGCCAUACUUCCCGAAAGAUUUCGAUAUUGAGAAACCACCGCAUGAUGGAUAUUCACAAGCUCCACAAUUCCUGCGGCGCGAACAAGAUGUCACUUACGGCACGAAAAAUCACAAUGUUGACUUGAUGUGGUUCGUCUAUGGUUAUCCGAAACCAACGAUGACUUACUACUUUAAUGAUCAAGUCAUCGAACCAGGCGGUCGGUUCAGCUUCAGUUACACACGCAAUGGACAAGCCACAUUGUUCGUCAAUAAAAUGCUCGAACGCGAUGUUGGUUACUAUGAUGCUGUGGCAUCUAAUGAACACGGAGAGGCACGUCAACGCGUUCGUCUUGAAAUCGCUGAAUAUCCACGCUUCCUUAAACGACCGAACGAAACGUAUAUCAUGGCAAAUCGUAAUGGUCGCCUCGAAGCUCGUGUCAUCGGUGUUCCAGAUCCACAAAUUCGUUGGUUUAAGGACUGGCAACCGAUAGCCGACAGUGCUCGCAUCAAAAUCAGUCAAUACGAUCCGGAUAUCUUCGUUCUAUCCAUCAACGAUGCUAUUUCAAAGGAUUCUGGAUUGUAUUCGUGCAGUGCUAGUAACGUAGCUGGUUCGGUUAGUACAUCGGCUAUGGUACAUAUCGAAGAAAGUGAAGACCAAUAUGUCUAUCACACGCACGCUCGCAAUCCGUAUAUCAGAUCGAAACAACGACACUACGACGAAAUGUACGAUAUCGGCGAUGAAUUGGGCCGUGGAACACAGGGUGUUACUUAUCAUGCUGUAGAACGUUCAACUGGUCGCAACUUCGCGGCUAAGAUUAUGCACGGAAGGAAUGACGUGCGUCCAUUCAUGAACAAUGAACUGGAGAUUAUGAACCACUUGAAUCAUAGAAAAUUGAUUAGAUUACACGAUGCGUACGACAGUGAUCGCUGGAUGACACUGAUUACGGAAAUUGCAGCUGGUGGUGAGUUGGUUCGGGAUAAUAUCUUGAAACGUGACUACUACAAUGAGCGAGAAAUUGCGAUCUACGUUCACCAAAUCCUGUUGGGCUUGGAUCAUAUGCACGAGUAUGGCAUCGGGCACAUGGGCCUGACAAUAAAAGACUUGCUAAUCUCACAUGUUGGAAGUGAUGAUCUGAAAAUAUGCGAUUUCGGCCUGGCUCGUCGUAUCCAUCAAUCGAAUUUAACAACAUUGGACUAUGGUAUGCCGGAAUUCGUGGCACCUGAAGUGGUUAAUCGUGAGGGUGUCGGAUUCCAUCAAGACAUGUGGUCAGUUGGUAUUAUCACCUACAUUCUGUUGGGUGGAUCCAGUCCAUUUAGAGGCAAUAAUGACAAGGAGACUUUGAUGAGAAUUCAGGAAGGUCGCUGGGAAUUCAGAGAAUCAAUUUGGACGAAUAUUUCGGCUGAAGCUAAGGACUUUAUAACCAAGUUGUUGGUGUACACACCAUCGUCGAGAAUGGAUGUCAGGACGGCGCUAAGACAUCCGUGGUUCAAUAUAAUCGAACGUAAACAUGAAGAUUAUUACCAAAUUACCACUGAUCGACUACGCAACUAUUACAACUUGUAUCGCGAUUGGUAUACAAAUGCGUCUUGCCGUAACUACUACAGAAGACGUCCACUUCAGGGCGCGUUCACUCAUCCAUCGAAAAUGGUUUACCCACCAGGUGAAUUCUAUACACCUGAACCAACACCGGAACCUGCCAGAGAUCCACGAAAACGCGGUAACUGGGAAGACAAAGUUAACCGUUUCCAUCAUCCAGAUUACGAACUUGGAUUGAUUUCUUCAGAGAGUCACUACCAAUACGGUCCAGACACUUAUCUGCUACAGUUACGUGACACCAACUUCCCGGUUCGGUUGCGAGAAUAUGUGAAAGUCGCCAACAGACGCUCACCAGCCUUUGCACUAAAUGAGAACAGUGUCGAUUACAGCCUUCCAAUCAUAAGGGAACGUCGUCGUUUCACUGACAUUAUGGAUGAAGAAAUUGACGAUGAGCGCAAGAGUCGCAUCAGUCAAUAUGGCGUAAAUGAUAGCUACACUAUUCGUCGUCUGCGCACUGAAUUGGGCACACGUCUAGACAGCUAUAACGAGGCCGAAGCGAUGAUCGAAACACAUCGUGAAGGAUAUCCACCGUUCUUCCGCGAAAAGCCACAAACUCUUGCCAUUACCGAUGGCGAAGUGGCUCAGCUGGUUUGCUUUGCGGUUGGAGAUCCUACGCCUGCCGUGCAAUGGUUCAAGAACGAUAUGGUUCUGAUCGAAAACAAAAAGAUUAAGAUCACAACCGACGAAGACGGUCGUUCCAUCGUUAAAUUCGAUCCAGCCAGUCGAUAUGAUGUUGGUAUCUACAAAGCAGUAGCCCGGAAUAAGAUUGGUCAAACAGUAGCCCGUGCUAGAGUCGUUUGCGCCGAAUUACCCGAUGCACCCGACUCACCGGAAGCGAUGAAAAUCAGCGACUCUGAAGUUCUAUUGAAAUGGAAGCAACCGCGUUCUGAUGGUCAUAGUCCAGUUAUUUGCUAUAGCUUACAGUACAAGAAAGCUAGUUCGUCCGAAUGGAUUGACGUCGCAGAUAACAUUGAUCAUGAAUUCUAUUUGGUGCGCGAUCUUGAAGAGAAGACCAACUAUCAAUUUAGACUGGGAUCAAGGAAUCGCAUAGGCUGGAGCGAUAUGGGAAUACCACGACCAAUUACAACUGAAGUAGCCGGUGUACCAAAGAUUCAGAUGACGAAAGCCAUGCAACAUUUACAACAACUCACCGAAUCCGGUCAACAAGUUUCCGUGGAUGAACGAUCGCACAAUGAAAUCGACUACCAUUUAGAGCGACAGACGUUUGAUUGGUCCCACGAACCAAAGUUACAAGAUCGUUACAGCUUCAUAUCGGAAAUCAGCCGUGGUAAAUUUGCAAUUGUUGUCAAAGCAGUGGAGAAGGCAACGGAUCGAGUUGUUGUUGCCAAAGUCUUUGAUCUGAACGCAGGCACUGAAGACGCUGUACAGCGUGAAUUUGAAACCUUUAGAACUUUACGACAAGAACGAAUCCCGGCUUUAUUGGCUGCCUUUAAACCACCAAAUUUACCAGUAGCCGUGCUCAUCCAAGAAAAACUCCAAGGAGCCGAUGUUUUGUCAUACUUUAGCAGCCGUCACGAAUACAACGAACAACAUGUAUGCACAGUAAUCGCACAGACUUUAGAUGCCCUGCAAUAUCUACACUGGCGAGGAUUCUGCCAUUUGAACAUUCAGCCCGACAAUAUCGUAAUGGCGUCCGUACGCUCGUUACAAAUCAAAUUGGUCGACUACGGCAUGGCAGAAAAAGUAUCUAAAGUUGGCACCAGAGUGCCAGGAUGUGGAUGGUUGGACAGCACAGCACCAGAAAUAGUAAACGAUGAACCGGCGUAUCCUCAAACAGAUAUCUGGUCAGUGGGAGUGUUAACCUAUUUGCUACUAUCCGGAACAAGUCCGUUCCGUGGCGUGGAUGAAGCUGAAACAAAAAUGAAUAUUUCCUUUGUACGAUACCGGUUCGACCACUUGUUCAAGGAAAUUACACCAGAAGCCACUAGAUUUAUAAUGUUCAUCUUUAAGCGAGCACCGACGAAACGACCAUACAGCGAAGAAUGUCAUGAACACAGAUGGCUCAUAUCGUCCGAUUAUAUGAUUAAGAAACGAGAACGAGCAGUGUUUUUGGGUAACCGUCUGAAGGAAUUCUCUGAAGCCUAUCACUCAACAAAAGCUGCUGAAGCCACAAUAUCCGACAAUAUUGCCAGUUCCUUAAUAAGUGGUCCGAAUCCUAGACAGUUGUUGAGAUCGAACAGCAUCCAGGAAGAGCUGUUGACGAAUUUUUAA